AUGCAGGCAGCCCCUGGGGCGCCUAUUGGAAUCAUCCAUGACUGGUAUCCAACUAACAAAUCCCAGUACAAUGACAUGCAAAAGUUGAAUUCUGCAAAGUCCAGAGUCAAUAUUCCAUUUAUGCAGACAGGGGAAUGCCUCCAUGGUGUUGGGUCAUUCAAGCAAUCCAUGUUUCCACAAGCACUUGGUCUGGCAGCCUCUUUCGAUCCUGAUCUCGUCUAUAGAGUUGGCCGAGCCAUUGGAAGCGAAGCACGAUCAAUUGGUAUUCAUGCAUGCUUUGCACCCGUCCUUGAUCUUGCUAAAGAUCCCCGAUGGGGAAGAGUCCAGGAGGACUGGGGUGAAGAUUUUGUCUUAACUUCACACAUGGGGGUGGCGUUCUCAUCCGGUCUAUCAAAAAACAGCACUUGGUCGGACCACGAUGCAGUAGUUCCAGUUAUGAAGGUUUGCCCCCCACGCUGUAACAUAAUUAUUGAAGGCCGUAAAAUCACUCAUGUUCUUCUUAAGCAUUUCGCGGCUCAUGGAAGUCCACAGGGUGGUCACAAUGGAGCACCGUUUAUGGGUUUUGGAACCCGCCAAGUUUUACAGGAGAUGUUGGUGCCAUUCAAGGCAGCUGUGGAACUAGGUGGUGUUAAGGGCGUCAUGAUGGCAUACAACGAGUUUGAUGAUGUUCCCUCUUCUGUGAAUCCACUCCUCUACGAUGCGUUAAAUGAUUGGGGAUAUGAUGGCUUCAUUACAGCAGAUGAUACGGGACUAUCUGAGCUACUUUACACUCACCAAGUGACGAGCACCGUGGCAGAUACGAUUGCUCAGUGGCAUAAUGCUGGUGGUAUGGUCCAAUUUUAUGACUUUUCUCUUGAAGAGUACAUUAAUGCCACAAUUGCUCUGGUUUCCAACGGCACCGUUACCCGACACACAUUGGAAAAUUUGGCCAGUCGUAUCUUGGGCGUCAAAUAUGACUUGGGGUUAUUUGAGAGCCCCCUGAUUCCCGAAGAUGUCGAUUCAAAGGCACUCACAAUGGUCAACAUUCCACUUACGUUAGAGGCAGCAGAAAAAAGCAUUGUGUUGCUUGAAAAUAAGGAUUCGAUUCUGCCCUUGCAUCCUGACCGACAAGGCAUUUCUCAAAUUGCGCUCCUUGGACCAUUCAGUGACUCCUUCAACUAUGGUGACUAUUCCGGCCAAUGGGGUGGCUAUCCUGUCAACAAUGCCAGUACUAUACGACAAAGUGUUGCCGAGCACCUCGCUACUGAAUUUCCGACAACCAAGCUGGUUACCGCGUGGGGUGCCAACUCUUGGAGCUACAACGGACAAUACAAUGUGCCGCCUUACUUGUUGUCUGCAAACGAAAUUGCAGGGGGGCUACUGGCUACCUACUUCGCAGAUACGAAUUUCACCGAUGCGAGAGUCCAAAGGGUGGAAACACCGAGCCUAGACUGGGGGUUAUACCCUCCAGAAGGCCUACCAUCCAAUAACUUCAGCGUUACAUGGGAGGGAAACAUUCAUAUACCCGUUGAUACAACCACUGAUGGCUGGUUAGGAGUCGCAGUCUAUGCUAAUACAUCCGCGAAGGUUUAUAUUGAUGACGCUCUUCAUGUGGAUGUCCAGGCUACGGACAGUGGCAAUAUUCUGUCCAACAUUCCAGGCCUGUCGUACACUACGACUAAUGAGACCGCGCCCCCUCCAGGCUCCGCGCCUUUUACAUUUAACAAGAAUGCAACCCACAAAGUCAGAUUGGAGUAUCAAGCCUGGAGCUAUGUUCAAAAGUUCGAGAAUGUCAAUUCGUUGAAUGCUCAGGUGCUCCUUUUCUGGAAUUUAGUUGAUCGUACCGACCCUGUCAAGCAGGCUGUCGAGUUGGCGGGAGAGUCAGACGUUGUUAUUCUAGCUGUUGGGGCUAACUGGAACAGUGACGGUGAAUCUGGCGAUCGAGCCACACUAGGAUUGUCGCCCAGCCAAACAACACUCGCGGAUGCGAUAUUCACCCUAGGAAAGCCUGUCAUUCUAAUCUUACAGGGUGGUCGGCCUUUUGCGAUCCCGGAAUAUUACGAGCAAGCAGCGGCAGUUUUGAAUACUUUCUUCCCCGGUCAAUCUGGUGGGAAAGCUAUUUCGAACGUACUUUUCGGCUUGGCCAACCCGGGGGGCCGAGUUCCCAUUAGCGUUCCAAACAGUGUUGGGACACUGCCAGCAUUCUACAAGGACUACACAGACAUCCCAUACAAAGCAAUUUAUCCUUUUGGCUAUGGACUAUCGUACACGCAAUUUUCCUUAACGGACUUUGAUGCAUCGACGAUAGUUCACAAUGGGUCAAGUGUUCGCGAAUUUGGUGCAGGCUCGACAGUAAUUUUUUCAGUCGCCAUCUCCAACACAGGUCAAACCGCAGGCAGCUAUGUCCCUCAAAUCUACCUUCUCGGUCGAGUUUCGUCGAUAGUGAGACCAGUGAAACAACUGGUGGCGUUCAGUCGGGUCUACCUUGAAGCGGGGGAGUCAAGGAUAGUCACCUUGGAACUGGAAGUUUCACGGUACCUCUCAAUCCUUGACCGCGAUUACAAAUGGACUGUAGAGACGGGAGAUUAUACCUUUGCUCUUCUAGACAAUGGUGGCAGCUCAGCCAACACGUCCAUGAACUUGACCAUGACCUGCGUGGGAUAA
This is a messenger RNA of Penicillium cataractarum, 2643 nucleotides long. RefSeq names its product beta-glucosidase. NCBI's taxonomy places the organism in Eukaryota, Fungi, Ascomycota, Eurotiomycetes, Eurotiales, Aspergillaceae. The record is from RefSeq and is a predicted model, not a curated record. Gene Ontology annotation, molecular function: xylan 1,4-beta-xylosidase activity; alpha-L-arabinofuranosidase activity. The coding region runs from base 1 to 2643 and encodes 880 amino acids. Gene Ontology annotation, cellular component: plant-type cell wall. Gene Ontology annotation, biological process: xylan catabolic process; arabinan catabolic process. The transcript is spliced from 11 exons.